AUGAGCACUACAGCUUCAACCAAAGUGGACGCCACUACCAAGAAAUCAAAGGCCCCAGCCUCUUCUGGGGUCGAAAAUCUCGGACCCGCAUUUGACCCUUUCGCUCCUGUCGAUGAUACCCCUUCAGUUGAAAAGACCGUAGGAAGCAAAAAUGACAAGAUUCAUAUCCGUCUCCAACAACGAAAUGGUCGAAAGACUCUCACUACAGUCCAGGGAAUUCCCAAGAAAUUCGACCACACCAAGAUCCUUAAAGCGAUGAAGAAAGAAUUCGCAUGUAAUGGAACUGUAGUCAAACCUGAUGAAGCUGGUGAAGAUGAUUCACCAGCGCCAACUGGAGUUAAACCUAACUUAGGUGAUGUUCUUCAAUUACAAGGUGAUCAAAGAACAGUAGUUAGGCAAUUCCUCAUAGAUGCUGGUAUUGUCGCUCAGAAAGAAGCUAAAGAUUCUAUCGUUGUCCACGGUUACUAA
Kwoniella shivajii is the source of this 468-nucleotide messenger RNA. Its product is annotated as translation initiation factor SUI1. Gene Ontology annotation, molecular function: ribosomal small subunit binding; RNA binding; translation initiation factor activity. Bases 1 to 468 code for a protein of 155 amino acids. The record is from RefSeq and is a predicted model, not a curated record. Gene Ontology annotation, cellular component: eukaryotic 43S preinitiation complex. Gene Ontology annotation, biological process: translational initiation. The transcript is spliced from 5 exons. NCBI's taxonomy places the organism in Eukaryota, Fungi, Basidiomycota, Tremellomycetes, Tremellales, Cryptococcaceae.